This is a messenger RNA of Exaiptasia diaphana, 2736 nucleotides long. RefSeq names its product neuronal acetylcholine receptor subunit alpha-7. The coding region runs from base 820 to 2106 and encodes 428 amino acids. Gene Ontology annotation, cellular component: neuron projection; synapse; membrane. Gene Ontology annotation, molecular function: extracellular ligand-gated monoatomic ion channel activity; neurotransmitter receptor activity; transmembrane signaling receptor activity. The transcript is spliced from 6 exons. Lineage: Eukaryota; Metazoa; Cnidaria; Anthozoa; Actiniaria; Aiptasiidae. The record is from RefSeq and is a predicted model, not a curated record. Gene Ontology annotation, biological process: signal transduction; regulation of membrane potential; chemical synaptic transmission.
UGAUGCGUAAUUCGCAAGUCGGCUAUUGACUAGCGUUUGGAUAUGCUUCGUCGAAUUUCGCAUGUAUUUGAACUUGGCAUUAGUGAUAUUCGACUUUGACGCAGAAAUAGCACUUUGAAUUUGCACGAAAGAAUACUUUUAAGAUGGAUGUUUGCACAGCUUACACAGCCAAUUUUUACAUAGUUUUAUUAUUUAGAUGUAUAGUACAUCAUGAUACUUAUGUCUUAAAUUAUAUCUAUAAUUAUAUCUUUAAUCUGAAUUAUAUCCUACAGAUUUACCAAAUUAUCAUUUAAAGCAUUUAUAUGGUUACAUCAUGGUUUCUUCUUUCAUUUAUUCGUAUAUUUAUUCGUAUAUAGAUGUAAUAUCAAUUAGCUAUUACAGCUUCUGGUCCAAUGUCAAAACGUUUGUGAGUCAGAUUACAUACUCUUAAGGGGGCUGUAAACUCAUUUUGUCAUCAGAAACGUUCGCUUACGUAGAAAAAUAUUGACCAUCUAGUUUGUUUGCUUAAUGUACCAAUCGGUGAAGUUUUUAUGUAAUAUAUACAAUAUGAGCGGGCGAUCUGUAUGUAAUAUACAACUCUCUUCAUGGGCUAUGAUUUCUAUUGUGUUUUGCCUUAUGAAUAUUAAUGAGUUUUAUAACUGUCCUUACGCAGGCUCUAUUUUGAAUGUCUAAUUUAAAGAGUUAUUUAUUAUCAUUCCGUAAAUGCUUUACGUCAUCGUGAUCACUAUGGCAUCACAACAAAUAUGAAUAAAAUAAUCAUUUUAACAACUUUUAUAAUAAAGCUGCUGAUCUCACUUUAAGUACCAUCUAAGUCUCAAGAUGUCUUUCUAUGUCAACCUGUGCUUUAUACUUGUAGUAUUAAGUAGUCAGUGCCUUAUUAUUGGUGUCAGUGCAAAAUCAAGUUCAUCCAAUGAACACAAGCUUUUGAACUUAUUAUUCGACCAAUACAACAAAGCAGUUCGUCCUGUAUUGAACGACAGUCUUCCAAUAGAUAUAAAGUUUGGAGUUCAAUUACGAAAAAUCUUGAAUGUGGACAGUAAAAGGCAGGAAUUAACGGUCAGCCUUUGGGUGACACAGGUUUGGAAAAACCCUUUUUUAAAGUGGGGCACAUCUGUAGCUGGAGGUAUUAGCAGUGUUGUAGUUGAUCCUGGUGAUAUCUGGAUCCCUGAUAUUGGACUUAUGAACAAUGCAGAUGAAUCACUCUCUGUAGCUGGCGGAAAACAAAAGUUCAAAACAGCGGUAAUAGUAGACAAUACCGGAAUAUGUACUUGGCGAGCUCCAGCAACGUUCAAAAGUGAUUGUGAUAUCAAUGUUCGUUUCUGGCCAUUUGAUGUCCAAAAGUGCAAUAUGGUAUUCUCCUCUUAUACUUAUGGAAAUAGAAAGCUUAGUUUGAACAUACUGGGACAGAGAGAGAACAAAGCAGACAAAUUUACUACAAGUGGUGGAUGGUCUGUUGAGAAUAUCACUUUGCGCAAAAAAGUAUUAAAGAACACGUGCUGUGUAGAACCGUUUGAAAGUUUAGAGGCAGAGUUCAUCCUUAAACGGAAACCACAAUACUUUAUUUUAAACUUUAUAAUACCCAGCGUUGUACUUUGCUUUUUGACUUUGGUAAGCUUCGCCAUUCCCAGUGAAAGUGGGGAAAGAAUUGGCUUCAUAACAACGCUUCUUCUCGCCAUGACAGUGUAUCUCUUGCUUAUUGCUGAAGUGCUUCCCGAGACCUCCAACCAGUUGCCAAUCACUGGAUUGCUGUUUGUCCUUGCCAUUAUAAUGAGUGGUUUGAUGCUUGUCUUCACAAUUAUAAUCCUUCGAUGUUAUCAUGGAACAGGACAACCUUAUGGCUGGCUCCAAAGAUUUUACUACUGUUGUUGUUCAAAAAAGAAAAUUGAAGUGAUGCCAUCUGCUAAUGGUACUGCCAAUGGCGCUGAAACUCCUUCUGAUAUCCCAGUAGCCUUCAACCAGUUUGAAUCGAAAGAGUUUGACAGUCCAACAUGGCAAGAUAUCUCUUUCUUCUUGAACAGGGUUUUGUUUGCUGUUUCUGUCCUUAUGACCGUUAUUACCUUCCUGGCCGUGUACUUAAAUACUUUUCUUAGCACAGAAGACAUUUAAGUGAUUACAGAAUAUUCAUUAUUACAGACUGCUCGUCGUAGAACCUGAAAAGCGUGCAGCGUUUUGCACUUUGAAAAAUUGAAGACAAUUAAAUUGGCACAAAGUUUAGCACUCCCGGACCAUGUAAUCAACGACACACCAGACAAGUAACAAAUUAUGUUGAUUUACUUCUCUAAACACAUGGAAAAUAAUGAACAAACUUAAAAAGAUCACAUUGAAGUAUGAUUAAUCAGCGUCGUCUUGAAUUUUAAUUAAUUGGAUAGCACUCCGUCCGGCUAUGUUCAUAUAUGUGCUUUCCGUGGUCACAAUUUCAAUUGCAAUUUGUUAUUAAUAGCGGUUAGGGUACACAUUGGCGUUACUGGCGUUAGUCCUCAGUCAGUCGUUGGAAAUUUUACUCCGACGGUAGGACUAUAGCGUCUGUAAUAUUAAUAAGUCUUUAAUCUUUUUACAUGUCCAUGUUAUCUUAAAAGGUUUAGCUGAAUUAUCAUAACAUGACUUGCGUUUAGAGCUCAUAUCAUUAGCAACUUCUUUACGUUUUUCUAGUUGAGUUGUUUUAACAUGUUAUAACGACCAUUUCAAUGACAACCUGUGCUUGACUAUCUGAAUAAACAGGAAAGGUUGUUACUAUAA